Molecule: messenger RNA, 3609 nt
Organism: Cavia porcellus (domestic guinea pig)
Lineage: Eukaryota; Metazoa; Chordata; Mammalia; Rodentia; Caviidae
Gene: Arl11
Product: ADP ribosylation factor like GTPase 11
Exons: 2
Coding region: 113-706 (197 amino acids)
Biological process (GO): vesicle-mediated transport; intracellular protein transport
Cellular component (GO): plasma membrane; cytoplasm
Molecular function (GO): GTP binding; GTPase activity
Source: RefSeq, a predicted model, not a curated record
ACUUCCUGUUUUAGACUUAGGGAGGCAAACAGAGAUCAGAGGCUGCCGGCUAGCACAAACUGAGGACAUCUUUCUGCAGAACCUACUGAGCUGGGAUUCAGCUUUGGCCACUAUGGGUUCUGUGAAUUCCAGAGGUCACAAGACAAAAGUCCAGGUGGUGAUCAUGGGCUUGGACUCAGCAGGCAAGACCACACUCCUGUACAGACUGAAGGGCUACCAGCUGGUGAAGACGGUACCUACCAUCGGUUUCAACGUGGAGGCUCUUGAAGUUCUGGGAUACACACCUCUGAUUCUCUGGGAUGUCGGGGGGCAGGCCCAGCUCAGGCCCAGCUGGAAGGACUACCUGGAAGGCACCGAUAUCCUUGUGUAUGUGCUGGACAGCACAGAUGCAGCCCGGUUGCCGGAGGCAAUGGAAGAGCUCACGAAUAUCCUUAGAGACCCCAACAUGGUCGAUGUACCUUUCUUGGUGCUGGCCAACAAGCAGGAUGUAUCUGAUGCUCUUCCACUGCUGGAGAUUAGGAACAGGCUGGGGCUGGAGAGAUUCCAGGAUCACUGCUGGGAGCUUCUGGCCUGCAGUGCCAUCACUGGCCAGGGGCUGCCCGAGGCUCUGAAGAGCCUGCGGAGCCUGCAGAAAAGCCACAACCACGGCUGUCUCCACCUGAGAGCCCACAGGGGAGGGAGGGCAAGAAAUCCUGACCAGGACUGAUAAGUUUAUCUCUGCCCAUGUGAACCCAAAGGCCUGGCUAAUCCUUGAGAAAAUUCAACUCAGGUUAACAAACAAAAACACCUUUCUGUUUUAGGCAAGGUAUUUUCUUCUUGGGUUUUAUUCUUAGUAGUGUUUAUGCUGGAAAUCAAAUAGUCUUUGAAUAAUAAUAUUCUAAGAAAAAAAACUUAAAGCACUUAAUCACCACCAAGUAUAAAUGGAGCAAUAAAAGUUACAUACGCAGUAAAUUGAAACCUAAGUUCACAAAGGCAAAGAAGUUUCAGAAUCAGUUUUGAGUGUCCUCUGGACGUGCUCACAGUCACGUCACUGUGAAUGGUUUUCCCUGGUGGCUUCUGGAAAUGUGCAGGGGCUGGCAUAAUCAGGCUGACAGGAGGGGGAACAGGUCUUCUCCCACAUAAUCUACAGUUGAGAGGGUCCCUGGGAUGCUGGGUCCUGGCCAAGGAUGCUGGGAGUUAAGACUUCUCAAAGUUCACCCUCCUCUCUAACCCUGACUACUUUCCCAGCCUUUCUCAUUCUCGCUGGUCUCCCCCACCGGCUUCAUUUAGUUGCUUCUUUUCCUUCUCUUUUCUCUUAUGGCACAUAUCUUUCCUUAAGGAGCUUUUGGUUAUUUCAUUCAUUUAAUCACCAUCAAAAAGCAUGUAGAAUGCUUAAUUUGUGGCCAAAGGCACCAAAUAUUUAGAUGUGGACUUGGUGUUUUGUACAAGUUGUGAAUUCUCAGGCCAGGGAUUUAGUUCAGCAGCACGAGUACCUGCUUGGCAAGCGUGAGGUCAUGAGUCUGAGCCCCUGCUCAAAACAAAACAAAAAAAAGGCUGUGAACUUUGAAGAUAAGGAUGACAACAAGACUCUCUCCAUGAUUAUUCAUAGUAAAUUGGACAGUGGAACACAGACAGUAUCCUUAGAAGGGUUUUCAGGUGAUUGUUAUUGAGGAUCUGUGUGAAGAUUCUGCACUAUGUGCAAAACAUUAUGCUUUGGCCCUUUUCCCAAAGAAGGCGGCUUUCAAAGAUACCUGGGACCCCCUCAAAUUAAGAAUCACGGAUCUAAUCUUACCCCUCUCAUCCAACCUGGGAACACUUUAUGCAAUAUGAGUAAUUUUUUAAUGGCAAAGGGUUUAUGUUUGACACCUGUUCUCAAUGAUACAGCACUAAAAGUUAGUCCUUUCUCUCCUGAAAUAAAAUCAGUCUCUGUGUAGCUGCUGCUCAUGGCUCUGUCCUCCUGGAGUAACAGAAUACAAAUUGGCCCUGGUGCUCUCCUAACUGCAGACCUGCCAGCUCCCCCUCCCCCCAGCAGUUUUGCGUGACUGAUUCUUGCUGACUCUUAUCAGUCACCGUGUUUCAAGUCUUCCUGUGCUAGACACUGCUGAUGCAAAGAUGAAUGAGCAGGGGCCUCGUGUUAGAGAAGCCAAGGACUGGGGCUGGGUUCUGUGCUCAGGCUUAGACCAGCCCCACUUCUCACAACUCUGCAAAGCAGGUAUAUUCUCAUUUUAUAUAAUUAGAAACAGAGGCUUAGCGAGCUCAUGAUUUCUCGCUGCUUAAGGCACAGAGCUAUUAGGUGACAUAACUGGAAUUGGAAACAAGCUGUGUCUAGCCCUGAUGCAUGUGUUCUUCUGUGACAUCAUGUCUUUAGAAGGCUUAAGCGAGGCUGGACCUUCAGUUGGCAGGCGUGCUGGAGGAGCAUCCUAGUCAGAGGGGAAAGACUGCUGGGAAGCCCUGGGGCGGGUGUGGGGAGGACUACUAAACUGCUGUGCCAGGAGUAGGAGGCUGGGUGAGGGCCGGGAAAGGGCAAUGUAACCGGAAAAGGAGGUUUAGGUCACGUUGGGGAUGGCUGCUCUGACUACAGAAGUUUGGUUCAGGGAUAUGAAAUCAUGGAGUUUACCAGCAUGGGAGGAAGAACAGAGGAGGAGGGCACUCUCGGGACAAGAAGGCUGGAACAGCAGGGGCUGAGCUGCAUAGAGAGGAGAGGGAAAGAGGAAGAGAUGAUAAAACUGAGUUCCUGACAGUAACUCAGGGAAGAAGUCCAGAGAGAAAGACCUUGAAGAUGACUUAGAAUUUCGAGCCUGUAUGACAGGAGGAACCAGAUGCCAUCAAUGAGAAGAAAAAGCUAGGCGGAGGCUGAGCCAUCGGGUUCGAUGUUUGAGAUGCUAGAUCUGAAUUCAGUUACAGGUUCUUUCAGGUCAUUCUGUAUCUGCAGUCCUUGAGAUGCCAAGUACCUGGUCUAGGUCUCUGCUGGCUCCGGUUCGGGAAGGUUUGCUUCCUCACACAAAGUCACUUCUUAUGAGCUCAUCGUCAGUAGGAUCUGUUUUUCUUAUGACUUCUUAAGUUGUGAUAUUGAUUCUAAAGAAUUGUCUGUUUUGGGGCUGGGGAUUUAGCUCAGCAGCAUAAGUGCCUGCCUUGCAAGCAGGCAGUCGUGAGUUCGAUCCCUGGUACUGAUAAAAACGAAAAAGACAAAAAAAAAAAAAAAAAGAAUUGUCUGUUUCUUUUUCCUUUCAUUUCUUUCUUUCUUUUUUUUUCUUUCUCCCCUCCCUUACUUUUUUCUUUCUUUUUCUUUCUUCUUUUUUCCUUCUUGCAGUCCUAGAGAUUAAACCCAUUUUGCAUUAAACCAAAAAACAACUGAGAUCCCAGAGACUUCAAUUGUUUUAGACUAAUUUUUUUUUUUUUUGUACCAGGGAUCGAACUCACAACCUCACACUUGCAAAGCAGGUGCUUAUGCUGCUGAGCUAAAUUCCCAGCCCUAGACUGGAUAUUAUAUUGUUUCCCUUCUUGGGCUCCUGAACUUCACAGGCAGUAUAAAUCUGGUCUUUGGAGCAGGAGACAGAACACUUUCCUAGAAUGCACAGUGUCCUGGGUUGGAUCCCUAGGCCCCCCAAAAUGGAAAAAAAGAAAAAGAAA